UCAGUUCUGCCAACAUCACAGCCGCCAUUAUCCGCGGAAGCAGCGUAGCUUGGUAAAAAAUGCAUUUUUCAUAAAGAAAUACUGAGAAUUUUGCUGAAAUUCCGAGUGAAAUUUGUGUAUUGUAGUGUAGAGAGGGAAAUUGUGGUGAAAAUUUCAAUCUAUCGAGUAUACUUUGUUGUGAAAAGUUGAGAAAACAAUUGUGUGUCUGCUGGGGGAGCGCCAUAGCACGAUUGUCACUUUUUUCUCGUGGAAUUUUUCCUGCAAAUUUUACGCCAAUUUUCUCAAUAUUGUUCAAUGCAAUUAUUAUCUGUUAGAGCUUGAAGAGAGAUAAUGGAAAAACCAGAGGGUGAAGCAGAACCUGUUCCACAAGAGCCAGAACCAAUCAACAAUGUUGACGGGAAGCACAAUGAUGAGCCUCAUGAGGACGAUGGUUUGCCGGAAAGAGAGGAAAAGGCAAAUAAUGAGGAAUCUAGGGUGGAAGAGGAAGUGUUUCCUGCCAAAAGUGAUGCUGUGGAAUCUGUGGAGAGUGCAGUUGGUGAGAGUGAGACCUCCCAGACAUUUCCGGCAGAGCCAGAGCCGCCAAAUGACGUCGAGAUGAAGAAUGUGAGUGAAGAGGCUCAGGAAACGGACGUCCAAGAAGCAGAGGUUCAAGAAACAGAUGUCCAAGAGACAGAUGUCCAAGAGACAGAUGUCCAAGACACGGAUGCCCAAGAAACGGAUGCCCAAGAAACAGAUGUCCAGGAGUCUGAGGAAGUCAAUGUGGACGAAGGAGUGCCUCAGACAGAAGAGGAAAAAGCUGAGCAAUUGAGGCAACUGUCGGAACCUGAUCCAUUCGCAUCGGCUGAACCGGAAGAAGAGCCCAUGGAUACCACAGAUAACGUAAGCGUAGACGGUGCAAGCCAGUCUCCUGGCCCUCAGGAAGAAGAAAUGGAGGAAGAUGUGAGCAAAAAUGAUGAGGAUACGACGGAAGGUGUCCAAGAAGACAAACAAGAAGAGGAACCAGAAGAAAAUCCUGAUAAAUCCCAGGAAGAAGAGCAAACAGAAGAGAUUCCAGCUGAAAGCCAGGCAGCCGAGGAGCCAAACAAUCAACAGGAUGACUCAAUGGAGGAAACACGAGAGCCAGAACAGGACCAGAGCAAUGAUCUUUUCGAUUCCCUGAGGAAUGACAGUCAAAAUGACAUCAGGAAAUCACCUCAACGAAAUCUUCCGGAAAGUGUCCAAGCCCUUGACUCAGACGACGACGACGAUCACCACGCUGCUGAUGUAACAGCUCCAGAAGAGCCAGAGGAAGACGUCCAGGAGCAGCCAGAGGACAGACAAGACGACGUUCAAACUGAAAAUCCUCCUGAAGAAAUCCCCGAAGAAGCAGAACGAAGAGAAGACGUUGGAGCAGAUGAUGACGUCUGCCUAAUCCCUGACGAAGAACGUGAGAUCUCAGAAGCAGAACGGGAAGCUCUCCUGGCCCAGGAAGCUGCAGAGAAAGACAAAGACACUCGAGCUGACGAUUCCGAGGUGCAUAGUGAGCAGCGUCAAGAGGACACCACAAUGGAAGGACCGUCGGAAGUGGGACACGAUGAGAAUGACGUGUCUCAUGAUACUUCCGCCCAGCAGGAUGUGAGCAUGGAGACUCAGGAUAGCAUCAUCCUGGCUCCCAAUGAGAUCCGGGAAGAGACUCAGGCCACAAAGGAGCCCGUGGAGUGCAUGCAAUGCAGAAAGGUCGUCAAUUGCGUCUUCACGGUCCUUCAGGAGGGCGAAGUGAAAAAUCUGUGCAGCAUGGAGUGCACGGAGGCCUUCAGGAGGAGCAAUUCCGGAAUGGAAUACACACUGAGCCUCCAGAAACUCUCCAUUUACAUCAUUCUGGAGACAGGAAAGUGCUGUGUCCAAUGCAGCACCAUCAAACUCUGCAAAUACCGCUUUAGGAAAACAGCUAAUGCUGAAUAUAGCUACUUGUGUGACCAACCAUGUCUCAAUAAUUACAUUCAGUUGCAAACGCAGCAAAAGUGCGUGGUUAUCAGGAGGAAGUAUCUGAUUGAAGAUGUUGCUGGGGGAGCAGCUGAAGAGGAGAUGCGAAAGUGCUAUCAGUGCACUGAUGAUAAAAUUUGUAAAUUUGUCUUUCGCCAAGAUGAAGAUGAGUUCUUCCUCUGUCAGGAGGAUUGUGUAAAUUUGCUGCUUCUGGAGCAGCCAGAUCGCUUCCGGCUGAAGAGGCGCACUGUCAGGGUUAGGGAUUUGCCCAAAGAGAGUGGUGGGUCAGCUACGGUGAUCACAAAUACUUCAAGUGGAAGUGGAGUGAGUGAUUUGGAGACAUUUGGUCCGGAUUCAUCGCAAUUGGUGGCCAGGACACCGGAAGAGGUGGAACAGGCUCGAAUUGAGCGUGAACAGAGCUUCUUGAGGGUUUGUGUUCAGUGUUUCAAUCAAAUAACGCCAAAUGAGAAAAAUAUAAUUUGGGAGACGAUGGACUACUGCAAUGAGACUUGCCUGCAGAGCUAUCAAACGAUGAUGCUGGCAACGUGCAGUUUGUGUGGUUUGAGUACACCAGCCACGAGCAUUGGGAAGUACUGUGUGAGAUUUGGCUAUCAGAUACGCCAAUUCUGUCAGACUUCGUGUCUGGCGGUGUUCAAGAAAGGUCUCAAAAUGUGCUCAUUCUGCCAUGAGAAUAUGGUGGAUAAAACGGGCAUUUUGGCAGCAAUUGGUCCGACACAAUUCAAGGAUUUCUGCUCGAAUGAGUGCAAAGAUGGCUUCUUAACGGUUGUCAUGGGCAAGAAACGCCACACAGUGGCUGACUGCGGAGUUUGUCGGAAUAAGAAACCCGUGCGGAAGGAAGUCAUAAUGGAUGGAGUGACAUUUAAACUGUGCUGCAAUGCAUGCUUUUCAGCUUUUAGUUUUGUGAAUAACCUAACGGCUGAUCAGUGCAAACUCUGCAACAAAUACUUUGAACGCAAAGGCAAUUCAUCAUUUACAAUCUACGAAGAUAUGAUGCCAAAUAUCUUCUGCUCCAAAAUCUGCUUCAAUCUCUACAUCGUGCAGAAUCGUAAGAUUGUCCCGUGUGCAUGGUGCAAGGUGAAAAAAUACAAUUUUGACAUGCUUAAACGCGGAGCCGGGGGCAAAACUAGCCUCUUUUGUUCGACAUCGUGCCUGGCGAUGUACGACAUGCCCAAGAUCACUCUGCCGAGUCAGAAGGGACUCUGUGACAAUUGUGGAUCGAAGAAUCCAUCGCAGUACCAUCUGACAAUGUCAGAUGGCUCUAUGAGGAAUUUCUGCACGUAUCAGUGUGUCAUGGCGUUCCAGAGUCAAUUCGGCAAGAGGCCAUUGACCCUCAAUUCGCCGGACGAUGAUUCGAGGCCCGUUCCGGCGGGAUUGCCGAAACGCGUGAAAAAUGUACAAGUGUCAUCUGUGCAGAAGAAAUCAGUAGAACCAUCAGGUCCACUUCCUACAGCGGCUCCGGCUCCGCCUCCCAAAGCAGCAGCACCUAAACCGCGCGAAAGUGCACCGCCGAAGAAUACACAACCAUCUGUACCUGUCAUUUCUAAGGUCACAUCUCUCUCUCCGAUGGUAACUCGUACUCGUGGCAGACCGAAAAGUGGAACUGCUACGGAUUCACCGUUGGGAAAUUCAUCAGAUUUCUCCAGAUUUAUGGAUGCACAACCUCGAGUUGUACUCCAACGCACUGAAUUGUCCCAUUUGCGUCCUCCAUCGCCACCACCUGCCCCAGUAGCAGCACCACCACCCCCACCACCCACAACACGUCAAACCCAACCACCACCACCAACACGCCAAUCACGGCCAACAAUCCGUGUAUCCUCAUCAUCGAAGUCAGUCCAGACGGUGGCUCAGCCUCCGCCACCGCCACGAGUUGAGCACAAGACCCAAGUCGUUACGGUGGCUCCACCACCCAAACCAGUGGCUAAUAUGUCAACAUCUUGCAAACCCCUUACCGUUUCAAAAGGUAUUACGUGUCGUCCAAAAACUGAAGAAGCUGAAUGUCAAACGGAGGAUCAUCUACAGAGGAAAAUUGUUAUUCCAAUUCCGGUGCCGAUGUAUGUUCCUGCUCCAAUGCACAUGUACUCCAUGCCCAUACCCAUACCAGUUCCCAUUCCCAUUCCAAUUCCCGUGCCCAUCUUCGUGCCAACAACACGAAAUUCAGCGUCGGGUAUUAUGAAGGAAAUCAAGAAGAUUCAGGACAAAAUGCCAACGGAUCCCUUCGAGGCAGAACUUCUCAUGAUGGCCGAAAUGGUGGCUGGGGACAAGAAGAAGGCCGAAAGUGACUCAGAAUCAGAUGCAGAUGAUGCAGAAGACACCAGCUUUGCCCCAGAAGCCAUUGAAACGGGAAAUGCUUUUGGGGAAGAUAUGCUUCAGAUGGCACUAAAAAUGGCAACAGAAUACGAAGAACCGGCUGUUGAUUUGGAAUCUGCGAUGCAGGCCAAUACAAUUACACCAGGAGCUAAUCCCCAUCUUGGGGACAGUGUCAUUGAGCAGCAUAACACACUUCAUCAGCAUCAUCUCAUGUUGAUGGAGCAACAAAGUAGACAAGCUGAAAUUGCAGUUGGAAGGGGUCGAAAACGUGCAACACCUGCAAGAAAUACAAGGCCAGCACCUGUGAAGCGUCAGAGGAGGAAUGAGAAUGUGGUGGUAUCUCCUCCACAGCCAGAACCACCAAGAGAGCCAGCUGAGAAGCCAGAUGCUAAUAUGUGCUUGAAGUACACAUUUGGUGUAAAUGCUUGGAAGCAAUGGGUAAUGUCGAAAAAUGCAGAUUUGGAGAAGAGUACACUCAGACGAAAACCAUUCAAGUCGGAUUUGCUUCAGUUAACUGCUGAUGAAUUGAACUAUUCACUGUGUUUAUUUGUCAAAGAAGUACGAAAGCCCAAUGGAAGUGAAUAUGCACCGGAUACAAUUUACUAUCUCGUCCUUGGUAUUCAGCAGUAUCUUUAUGAAAAUAAUCGAAUUGACAACAUCUUCACUGAUCCGUACUAUGAGAAAUUCACAGAUUGUCUCGACGAGGUCGCGAGGAAAUUUUCAGUUCUCUACAAUGAUUCUCAAUAUAUAGUGACUCGCGUAGAGGAAGAACAUUUGUGGGAGUGCAAGCAAUUGGGUGCACAUUCGCCCCAUGUCCUUUUGAGCACUCUCAUGUUCUUCAAUACGAAACAUUUUAAUCUCACAACGGUGGAAGAACAUAUGGAAUUGUCCUUUUCGCACAUUAUGAAACACUGGAAGAGGAAUCCAAAUAAUCCCGGGGCAGCUAAAUUGCCUGGAUCCAGGAAUGUCCUACUGAGGUUCUAUCCGCCUCAAGCAAAUGAUGGUAACAAUCGCAAGAAGAGAGUCUAUGAACAGCAGGAAAAUGAACAAAAUCCAUUGCGAUGUCCGGUGAAACUCUACGAAUUCUACUUAUCUAAAUGCCCUGAGAGUGUGAAAACGCGAAAUGACAUCUUCUACCUGCAGCCUGAACGUUCGUGUGUCCCAGAUUCUCCUGUUUGGUACUCAACUCAAGCUUUGGGCCGAGAGGCACUCACCAAGAUGCUGCAUCGUGUGAAAAUGGUCAAAGAGAUCAAUAUUGCCCUUCUCACUAGCUAAGCAGUAUUCCUAAUAAGAUUUGUGCAUGAUGGAGGGAGGGAGAUCUCUCGUGUGCAGGAAACAUGCGGGGCACUCGAUAGACGAAAAAUAUCGAACAGUCAGUUGAUUGUGUUUUGUGCAAGAUAAAAUGAUUUUUAGCCAUAUUUCAAAGUAGAAUUCACUUUUGCUUUCCAAUCAAAUGACGCAGAGACAAGCACAGAAUUUUUAAAAAAAAAAAGAAAAUGGGAAAAUGAAAGAUGAAUAUUAAAAAGAGAGAAGUCUGGAAUAUUUUAAAUGUUGUAAAACAAAACAAAAAACAGACAAGGACGUCAGGAAGAUUCAUGAAAUUGUGUGAAAGAGUGGUAAGAUUUAGGAUGUGGGGAGGAAGAAAAAAAACACUUUCAUUAUACAAUUUAAUAUGUAAGGAAGUUGAAUUAAUAAUUUCAAUUUAAUAAUAAAAAAUUAAACAGUGAUUCAGGUGUAAAA
This is a messenger RNA of Phlebotomus papatasi, 6030 nucleotides long. RefSeq lists its product as uncharacterized. The record is from RefSeq and is a predicted model, not a curated record. Lineage: Eukaryota; Metazoa; Arthropoda; Insecta; Diptera; Psychodidae. The transcript is spliced from 10 exons. Bases 331 to 5565 code for a protein of 1744 amino acids.